This is a messenger RNA of Acanthosepion pharaonis, 1704 nucleotides long. NCBI's taxonomy places the organism in Eukaryota, Metazoa, Mollusca, Cephalopoda, Sepiida, Sepiidae. The record is from the annotation of a GenBank genome assembly.
AUGAGUAUGCCGGUCGAUGAUAUCGUCUAUGUGAGUCUGCUGCUGUUGUCCAUCCCAUUCGGGCAUGUGGUAAAGGUGACAAAGAGCGCGGCCGGCAAGCAGGCUCUCACUGGAGUGGUGGGUGCUGCCAUGGCUGUGCUCAUAUGUCGUCUGCACAUUCUCCACUCAUUAAUCACUACGGCCGUCAAUUGCCUCAUCGUCAAGUUGUUGCCGCAAAAGUACUGCCAUAUUAUUAGUUUGAUCUGGUGCUUUACUUACUUGGCCUUCUUCCGCACCACAUCAUGGUUUGGUGUACCAACUCCUCCUGCCUUUGCUAAUGCAGUACAACUCUUCCUGACCCUCAGGAUGAUUGGCUUAGCAUUUGAGAUCCAUGACACAAAAUACCCAUUAAGGAAAGGAGAGGUGGAUGAAACAUUACUUAAACUCUAUCAAAAUAUCAACCCCAGUGUUCUUGAUAUUUUCUCUUACGCUUAUUGUUAUAUGGGCCUGCUGGCAGGCCCUUAUAUGAAAUACCGAUCUUACUAUGAUAUGCUACAUGAACCAGAUACACAGUACAUCAACACGGUUGGUCCCAUGCUUCGGAGAUUGGCAAAUGUUCCAAUCAUUGCUGCUGGCUACUUCACAAUGUCAUAUUUUUUUAGUAUCAAUUAUGUAAAAACGGAUGAAUUUUAUGACAAACCAUUAUGGUUCCGACUGUUCUAUAUGCUGCCAAUGUUCUGUGUCUUCCGCUGGCGCUUGUAUAUUGCCUGGAUUCUAGCUGAAUGUUCCUGCAUGAUGGCAGCUUAUGGGGCAUACCCAGCCAACAGUCAGCCCAAAUGUGGCCAGGGACCCUCAGAUCUGCAAGCACUUCACCAAGUAAAAUCUCAGCCCAAAUGUAAUAUUGAGUACAAUUUUGAAUGUGUAAACAAUCUGUACAUUUGGGGUUGUGAGUUAGCUCCAACAACGAAGGAGGCCCUGCGAAGCUGGAACAAAUCUGUGCAGUACUGGCUGGCCAAUAUUGUAUACCGCAGAGUGCCUUUUAAGUCUUUCAGGGUGUCCCUAACAAUGGGAGUGAGUGCCUACUGGCACGGUGUGGACCCUGGUUACUACAUGAGUUUCCUGACAGUUCCUCCUAUCUUGAUGGCCGAGAGGGCCAUGAUCAACGCGUUCAGGGAUGAACAGCCAACAAUAAAACAAAAGAUUUUCGACUUUCUAUGCUGGUUUUUCCGGAUGCGAGGUUUUGAUUACAACUGCAUGGGUUUCCUCCUGCUCUCAUGGAAAGAAACCAUUCGCUACUGGGCCUCCAUCUACUUUCUUGGACACAGACACACUUUCCUCUCUCUGUCACCCUCUUUCUCUCUCUCCGUCAACUUCUUUCCCCCCCUCUCCUUGUCACCCCCUCCCCCAUCACCCUCUUUCCCCCUCUCUCUCUUCACCACCCUAUUUCCCCUCUCUCUCUGCCACCUUCUUUUCCCCCCUCUCUCCCCCCUCUCCCCCACUCUCUCCCCUCUCUCCCCCCCUCUCUCUCCCCCUCUCUCCCCUCUCUCUCCCCUCUCUCUCUCCCCUCUCCCCUCUCUCCCCCUCUCCCAUUCUCUCCCCCCCCUCUUCUCUCUCUCCCUCAUUCUCUCUCCCCUCAUUCUCUCUCCCCUCCUUCUCUCCCCUCAUUCUCUCCCUCUCUCUCCCCCUUCUCUCUCCCCUUCUCCCCCCUCUCCCCCCUCUCUCUGA